Aphanomyces invadans is the source of this 2034-nucleotide messenger RNA. RefSeq names its product CAMK/CAMKL/MARK protein kinase. The coding region runs from base 47 to 2011 and encodes 654 amino acids. Gene Ontology annotation, biological process: protein phosphorylation. The record is from RefSeq and is a predicted model, not a curated record. NCBI's taxonomy places the organism in Eukaryota, Oomycota, Saprolegniomycetes, Saprolegniales, Verrucalvaceae. Gene Ontology annotation, molecular function: ATP binding; protein kinase activity. The transcript is spliced from 5 exons.
GGGUUGGAAGCGCCUGUUGCGCAGACGCCGUCACAUUCGAUCAAGCAUGAAUGACCACCGCCGUCGUAAGCUCCUCUUGGCACAGAAGGUUGACCGCUACGACGGCCAGUCCAUCUUCAUCAACGGUGAACUGCGCUACGAACUCGGCGGAUACCUCGGUGGCGGCACUGCUGGCGUGGUCUACGAAGCCUUUUGUCCUUCAACGAAGCAGCAUGUCGCCCUUAAAAUCCUCAACCCCAUCGGGUACAAGCUGAUGCCAACGUCACUCCUCGCGCGAUGUCUCGUGGCAAUCAAGGGUCGUCAAAUGGAGCCCGACGUUGUGAAUGGACUGCAACCCAUGCGAAAUGAGCAUGUGUGGUGGUUGGUGCACCAAUCGUCGAAACAAGCUAUUGCAGCUUACGAGGACCCGCGAUCUGGUGCCGUGAAAGAACUGACGUUGCCGCGGUGCAUCGAGGUCUGGGGCACAACCUUUGACGACGACAUCGGCGACGACGACAAGGGCGCCGUGCGGGACAUCGCCGUCAAAGGACAGCUCUACAAGAUACCCUUUGUUCCGAAGAAAUUUGUCAAGUUCGCGCGGAACCGGUGCUCGAUCUAUCGGGAAAUCUCAAACAUGUCGGAGCUCGACGCACACGUGAAUGUGCUUCGGCUGGACGAUGCGUUGGAGCUGCAACAAGACAGCAAGUGUACCAUCUUCCUCGUCCUCGAGUUGGCGGCGGGCGGCGAACUCUUCGACCGCAUCAAGCUCGACUGCGGCACGGACGAAGCGACGGCGCGGGCGUACUUCAAGCAGCUUGUGUCUGGGGUGGCGUUCUGCCAUCAGUCUGGCGUGUGCCAUCGCGACCUCAAGCCGGAGAACCUUCUUCUCGCGGACAACGAAGAGUUGUCGACGUUGAAAAUCGCCGACUUUGGCUUGUCUGCUAUUUUUUCCAUCACGGAGCACACGAACGGCGACUCGACGACUGCGAUCCGCCGCCUGCGCUCGGUUGUCGGGUCGCCGCAUUAUGUUGCCCCGGAAGUGCUGCAGGAUGCGUCUGGACAGGGCUACGACGGCGCCAAGGCCGAUGCAUGGUCCAUCGGCGUCAUCUUGUACGCGAUGUUGGCGGGCAAGCUCCCGUUUGGAAAGGACCUGCUCAAGUGCGUUCGGUACGACCGAUUCAAAAAGUGGUCCCAAGCCACUAAGUACAAUGACGACGACGACGACCUGCAUGACGAUGGGGAUUCGGAGGACCCGGCGCAGGAACAUCGAGAUGCUGUGGUCUUUCCCGACUGGUUCUUUCCCGUGCAGUUUUCGUACGACGUCAAGGCGCUGUUGGCUCAACUCUUAUACCCCGAUCCAUGUCUCCGCUUGUCUGUGGAUGAAGCGAUGAAGCAUCGGUGGGUCCUCGAUCGGCCACGGCGACUCCUGCGGCAAACUCAUGAUGUCCUCCAAGACACGGCGGUGGGGUUGCAAGGUUCUGCUGUGGACGCUCACGACACCGCAACUGCGCUCCAAACGACUUCAGACGUAGGCAGCGUGCUGAAAAACCCACACCAGGACAAUGAAGACACAGUGCGAUGGCCCCAUCAAGUGCAACAGCAUCAUCAUGGACACAUUGUUCGCAACAUGCACAACUUGCAUGUGUCGUUGACAUCGCCGCCGCCACCGCCGUCGUCAUUGAUCCGAAAGACAACGUCGCCGUUGUUUCAAAAGGUUGUGUCCCCACAAUCGCUCACGAACUGCAACUCGUCAACGCAUCGCGGUCACGGAAUGGGGUUGCAUCGACCAGGGUACAUGCCAUCCGUGGACGAGACGGGGCCCCUGCACACACCCAAACACCAAAAGGAUCGAAAAGACCAAGCCGCGGAGUGCGAGACCUGCAAGCGUACCAACUGCAGCUGCGACGACGACGUCGCAACGACAGUAUUCAAGAGCGAUCCGUUCUUGUCGCCUCCGCUUGCGCCCCUUGAUGACCCCGUCACCUCGGGCAACCUCGCUCCCCCGACACCCUUUUCGUUGUCUACGUGGUAAUUUAAUACACGCGUCCAUUCGCA